UUUAAUGAGAAGAAAAAAGGACAACAAAAUCAAAAGUACGUGCCGUUAUUCUUCCUUCCCCAUCUCGGCCGUCUAAAGGUUUUCUUCUCCUCAGCAUAAUAUAAAGAGAAAGGGAACCUCAAUCGCCGAGCCGGACGGCAAUGGCGACCUACGGCGGCGUACUCCGGCGCUCCGCCGCCGUCGUGGAGCACGCCCGCGACAGUGCCCGCUCCUUCCACCUCCACUACGCCCUCCUCCUCUGGGUCCUCCUCCUCGCCUCCCUCUUCCCCCGCCGCCGCGCCACCAUGCUCUUCCUCAUGGCCGCCUCCAAGCUCGCCCUCUUCUACGGCGCCCUCCUCAAGGCCUUCCCCAAUUCCGCCCUCCUCCGCCAGAUCGUCGACCGCAGGCUGGUCGCCGCGCUCCUGAUGGCCGUCGUCGGCGCCGAGAUCGUAAUGACGAGUGCCGUGCCGCAGUUCCUGCUCGCCAUGGCAGUCGGGGUGCCGCUCGUGCUGCUCCACGCCUUGUUCCGAACGCAGGACGAUCCGGCGGCCAGUGGCGAGGAGACGGCCGCUAGCAAUGGUGGCGAACUGGGGCCGAUCCUGUAGAAGAAGGAAGAUCUCGAAUUGGGAUCUCAGUGACAGCACCCACAGUUUUGCAUUUUAUACUCCCUUUUCACUCUUACCCCUUUAAUCUUUCUCUCCUUCUUACGAUUACCAAUUUCUUGACAUCUUACUUGUUAUGUAUACAUAUAGACGAUUAUAAUUUCUGUUACGGUAAGUAACUUUUAAGCCGUGGCCUCGGGGCCGACGCGGUUCGGUUCUAGGGUCCGGAUGUCGGGGAUCUCGGGCGACGUCCCUCGGGGUCCCCCUACGAUCGGGCACCGUGGUUCGGGAUCGGUUGUUCUGGUCGGCGGGUCGGCGGUUCGGGUCGGGAGGAGGCUCCGGGAAGGGGCGUCACCGUCUUCGUACCUGCACACAAGUCGGGUCGGGGUGCUCGACCCGACCCCUCCGACGAUCAAGUUAGAGAAGGAUGCGGAGGGGGUUUCGGAGGAAGAGAAAGAGAAGUGCUUUCUAGUGUAUGUCACCCCCUUUGUUUGGGACUUGGGGGUAUUUAUAGACGAGCUUGGGUGUUACCUGAUGUGCCCGUUUGCAGGGCAGGACUGUACCUUUGGUGGCAUCUGACAUUGCCACUGGGGCUGCGUGGGAGGCCGAGCUGCUGCAGGGUAUGGCGAGCCUCGGUCGGUGUGCUCCUGUGCCUCGACCGAGCGCACGAGGACAAAGCUGAAGUGAUUGACUGAGGGCUGGUGACGUCGGCAGAUGUCGAGUCUGCGUCAGUGCUUGCCUCCUCGGAUAGUGUGUCUACCUGGCGUGCUGGCUCGUGUCACAUCGCCAUUUUUACCCCUAUCAUAUGCCCCCCCCCCGAAAGGAGCUAUGCGUCGGUUUUUGCAUGUGGGGAGACGAUGCAUGGCUUCUUACUUGAGGUGGGCUGAUCGCGCGAACGUGUCUCGAGCAGUGCGAAGCCGAGGUGCGCAACUUAGUCAGGAGGCCGAGCAGGGAUGGACUCGGGGGCAAUGGGACCGAUGAGGGCAGAGGAGCGCAGCGCAGGCGGGCUGGCCGUGCGGGUGCGUCUCAGGUGAAGUCAAGGGUCGAGGAACACAACGGGCGGGGUGACCGCACAGGUGUCUCGGGAUGGCGUAGAGCCGAGGGCCGAGGAACACAACUGGUGGGGUGACCGCACAGGUGUCUCGGGAUGGCGUAGAGCCGAGGGCCGAGGAACACAACAGGCGGGGUGACUGCACAGGUGUCUCGGGAUGGCGUAGAGCCGAGGGCCGAGGAACACAACUGGCGGGAUGACCGCGCAGGUGUCUC
Molecule: messenger RNA, 1847 nt
Organism: Musa acuminata AAA Group (dessert banana)
Lineage: Eukaryota; Viridiplantae; Streptophyta; Magnoliopsida; Zingiberales; Musaceae
Exons: 1
Coding region: 141-584 (147 amino acids)
Source: RefSeq, a predicted model, not a curated record